Sus scrofa (pig) is the source of this 2637-nucleotide messenger RNA. RefSeq names its product nucleosome assembly protein 1 like 4 (gene NAP1L4). Lineage: Eukaryota; Metazoa; Chordata; Mammalia; Artiodactyla; Suidae. Gene Ontology annotation, cellular component: nucleus. Gene Ontology annotation, biological process: nucleosome assembly. The record is from RefSeq and is marked provisional.
CGCAGGGUGACCAGAGGGACUGAAGCAGCAUCCUGUGAGUUAGAGUUUGAGAGGCGGUGUGAACUCCAGGAGAUGCUUUGAACUGCUCUAAAAGGAUGGGCCUAGCAUACUAAGUGGUCCGUUUCUCAAAGGCAGAUAAGGCAAGUUAACGUGGAUUGUCUUCGUCUGAGUCUGGUCAUUGCAGUGCCAGCUGUAGAAAAGCCUGAGUGAGAGGUGCUUGCGCUGAGACACGGAGAUGCCAAGUGUCUGAUUGAUGCGGCUUGGCAAGUGCACGUAUCCAGGCAGCCAAACGCCAUUCACGGUCUAGAACGCUUCCGCCACCCCAGAAAGUUCCCUGCUGGCCCGCAGGGGUGCCUUACGCCUGCGGAAAAUCACUGUUCAGAGAGUAAUUUGGAGGCGGGGGGGUGUUUGUGAACAUUUAGUAAUGUUAAUUCUUUUUUAAUUUGUAGGAGAUAAAACACAUUCAGAUGGCCGAUAACAGCUUUUCAGAUGGGGUUCCUUCAGAGUCCUUGGAAGCUGCUAAAAAUGCAAGUAACACAGAAAAGCUCACAGACCAGGUGAUGCAGAAUCCUCAGGUUCUGGCGGCUUUGCAGGAACGACUCGACAGCGUCUCACACACUCCUUCCAGCUACAUCGAGACUUUACCUAAGGCAGUGAAGCGAAGAAUCAACGCGUUGAAGCAGCUGCAGGUGAAGUGCGCUCACAUAGAAGCCAAGUUCUACGAGGAAGUUCACGACUUGGAGAGGAAGUACGCGGCGCUGUACCAGCCUCUCUUUGACAAGAGAAGGGAGUUCAUCACGGGUGACGUUGAGCCGACAGAUGCGGAGUCGGAGUGGCACAGCGAGAACGAAGAGGAGGACAAACUGGCCGGAGACGUGAAAGAUAAAGUAGUCAUAGCGGAAAAAGAAGCAGCAGCAGCAGAAGAGCCAAACCCCAAAGGAAUUCCGGAGUUCUGGUUCACCAUCUUCAGAAACGUCGAUAUGCUGAGUGAGCUAGUGCAGGAAUAUGAUGAGCCAAUCUUGAAACACCUGCAGGAUAUCAAAGUGAAGUUUUCAGAGCCUGGACAGCCUAUGUCUUUCGUGUUAGAAUUCCACUUUGAGCCCAACGACUACUUCAGCAACUCAGUCCUGACCAAGACGUACAAGAUGAAGUCAGAGCCGGACAAGGCCGAUCCCUUUUCCUUUGAAGGCCCUGAAAUAGUUGACUGUGACGGGUGCGCCAUUGACUGGAAGAAAGGCAAGAACGUGACGGUGAAAACCAUCAAGAAGAAGCAGAAACACAAGGGCCGAGGCACCGUCAGGACCAUCACCAAGCAGGUCCCCAGCGAUUCCUUCUUCAACUUCUUCAGCCCGCUCAAAGCAUCAGGGGACGGAGAGUCGCUGGAUGAAGAUUCCGAGUUCACCCUGGCCUCGGACUUUGAAAUCGGCCACUUCUUCCGCGAGCGGAUAGUCCCGCGCGCUGUGCUCUACUUCACCGGGGAGGCGAUAGAGGAUGAUGACAACUUUGAAGAAGGCGAGGAAGGAGAAGAGGAGGAACUAGAAGGUGACGAGGAGGGAGAGGACGAGGACGAUGCUGACGUGAACCCCAAGAAGGAGCCCAGCCAGCCCUCGGAGUGCAAGCAGCAGUGAGACUCACCUGCCGUGCGGCCGCCCUCGCGUGGACAGAGCGCACGCCUGCCUUGCUUCCCGUGCAUGAUUCUCACUUUAACGUCUCCUUUUUCUUUGUUAUUUUGCUUAACCUGUACAGUGGCGACUCCGAGGCAUUUCAGAAAUAGGAGGUUUAAUUCCAGCCUCCUCUACAGCCUUGGGCACAGCGCCGUGGACGCGGCCGGGCCCUGCCUGUCUUGGGGAGGCCCCCCAGAACGCAGCCGGCGGGGCCCCUUGACGCCAGGGGUACGUGGGCUGUGGCUCUGGGGCACCCAGAGCCAGGACGGGCACCUGCUUCAUUGGAGACCCACACGCCGCUCCAGCUGCCUCGGGAGAGCCCUUCGCCUCUGGCUCUCCUUCCUGUGGUUCAUUUUCCUCGGGGCCCUGACCCUGUUCAUCUCGUAUUUAUUUGUUCUUCACGCUGGCGAGGGCUCGGGACACGCACUGUCGCUUGUCCUUUGAGUUUCUGGAACCGUCUUGGGGCCAGAGACCCGGUGCCCUGGGUGGGAGUUGGUGGUUGGGCUCCGGGACGAGGCGCGUGGAAGAAGCUGCUGCCUCCCGCCGGCCGCCGGCAGGAGCCGGUUCUCAUGACACGCGGACCACGCUUGGCUUGCGGGGAGGGGGCUGCGGGCAGAGCCAGGAUUUGCCCAGCGGAGGCAGUGGCGGCAGCGGCAACGCGGGGAGGGGCUCAGCCCGGGAGCGGGAGCUCCCCCCUUAGUGCGUGAGUGUCCAGAGUUGCUUUCACCACAGCCCCCGUCCCCACACUCAUCUUGUCCUAAAAGCCCUGGGUUCGGAGCGACGUGUCCUUGGCGGGCGUGUGGGUUUCGGAGCGCGUGACCGCAGCUCCUGGCAGCCGGAGCCCCGCGUCCUUGCUGUGGCCAGGCCUGUAGAGUGCUCAGCCUUCCUCACGAUGCGUUUGUAACUGACUACGGUGUUUUCAAUUUGUACAGAACAGUUAGAAUAUUCUAUUAAAGUUGUGAAACACACCCCA